This is a messenger RNA of Nycticebus coucang (slow loris), 2917 nucleotides long. RefSeq names its product osteoglycin (gene OGN). The coding region runs from base 314 to 1210 and encodes 298 amino acids. Gene Ontology annotation, molecular function: protein binding. The record is from RefSeq and is a predicted model, not a curated record. NCBI's taxonomy places the organism in Eukaryota, Metazoa, Chordata, Mammalia, Primates, Lorisidae. The transcript has 6 exons.
GGCACAUAAUUAUUAAGAAACUUAAAUCAUCAACAUUUCUGGAUUUUUGAUAGUGAAGAAAUAAAAUUAUUUCCUGAAAGUAUUUUUUAGAAUGUUCACUGAUGUAUAAAAACUGUUAGCAUCUAAUUAAAGAUCACUAAGGGUUAAAUACUUGUUCUUUGGCCCCUAUUGCAUACACCCUGCCAAAACAUCCUCUAAGCUUUUAAAUAUUGCUUCGAAGGUCUGCGUUUUUAUUUCCAGGGAAAAAGAGUUUUGUCCCACAGUCAGCAGGCCACUAGUUUACUAACUUCCAGUCACCUUGAUUUUUGCAACAAUGAAGACUCUGCAGUCUACACUUCUCCUGUUAUUGUUUGUGCCUCUGAUAAAGCCAGCACCAUCAACUCAGCAGAACCCACGCAUUACCCAUGAUUAUGGAACAGAUAAUUUUGAAGAAAGUAUAUUUAGCCAAGAUUAUGAGGAUAAAUACCUGGAUGGAAAAAACAUUAAGGAAAAAAAAACUGUGGUAAUAACUGAUGAGAAAAGUCUUCAAUUACAAAAAGAUGAGAGUGUAACACCAUUACCCCCCAAAAGAGAAAAUGAUGAAAUGCCCACAUGCCUGUUGUGUGUGUGUUUAAGUGGCUCUGUAUACUGUGAAGAAGUCGACAUUGACACUGUACCACCUCUGCCAAAGGAAUCAGCCUAUCUUUAUGCACGAUUCAACAAAAUUAAAAAGCUGACUGCCAAAGAUUUUGCAGACAUACCUAACUUAAGAAGACUUGAUUUUACGGGAAAUCUGAUAGAAGACAUAGAAGAUGGUACUUUUUCAAAACUUUCUCUGUUAGAAGAACUUUCACUUGCUGAAAAUCAACUACUAAAACUUCCAGUUCUUCCUCCCAAGCUCACUUUAUUCAAUGCAAAAUAUAACAAAAUCAAGAGCAGAGGAAUCAAAGCAAAUGCAUUCAAAAAAUUGAACAACCUUACCUUCCUCUACUUGGACCACAAUGCCCUGGAAUCUGUGCCUCUUAACUUACCAGAAAGUCUUCGUGUAAUUCAUCUUCAGUAUAACAACAUAACUUCAAUUACAGAUGAUACAUUCUGCAAGGCUAAUGACACCCGUUACAUUCGGGACCGAAUUGAAGAGAUACGCCUGGAGGGCAAUCCAAUUGUCCUGGGAAAGCAUCCAAACAGUUUUAUUUGCUUAAAAAGAUUACCCAUAGGUUCAUACUUUUAACCUCUAUCAGUACAACAUGUAAAUUAAAGUACAUACAUACUUAUACUCUCUCAAUAAUGUCGAAAGGAAUAUAAGUAUUGGUUUCAUAUUAGCUUUGUAUCCCUUUAUGAAGGAAUUUAAUGUUUUCAGCAAAGAUGUUCAAAAAUUUUACAUGUUAUAAGUAAAAAGACUGAAUUCCUACAUUCAAACAAAGUAAAGUGAAAAAUACGUCAACAGCAUUACAAAUUCCCUCUCGUUUAUAUGUGACUACCACUUAAAAGUCUGAACUGUAUCCAUGAAAGUAUCAACAUUAUUUCCAAUAUAAAUAUAAAUUAUACAUUAGAAUCAAGUUGUUGCUGUAUUUUUAUGUAAGUACCCAAAUAUGAGGUGCAUUAUUGCUAUUACUAAUGAUGUAAGAGGAUAAGUCCAAGAAACUUUCAACUGUUUGUUUUUCUUGGCCUUUACUUUAUUUCAAAACCAUUGAAGGCAGAUGUUCCAAAAACUUUGAAAAGCUAAAUAUUUCCAGUGAUCUCCCAUUUUUCUUUUAUAAUUCAUAAUUAUUCCUUUUGAAGUAGGAACUUUGUUUUCUUCCUAUCAAGGCAGCUAUUUUAUUAUAUUUUCACUUAGCAUGAGAAAUAGGAUAAUAGUCUCAUACCUAGGUAAAAUUUUGUAAAUAAAGUAGGACUCCAGUCUCUCAUAAAGAGCUAAUGCAGAAAUGUUCAAUGUUCUUCUGCUUUGUGGUCACACAGUUAUUGUCAUUUGUAAGCUUGUAAAAUAUAUGCUUUUAUCUUAAUAUUAACAUUCUAUGUCUACCACAAAACAUAUUUUAAAAGUCAAGCAAGCUAAGACCAGUAUGCUUAUAAGAAAAAAAUCAAUAGUCCAUCUAUUUCUCAGAGGAUAGAUAACAAGUUUCUCCACUCAAAGAAUUUUCAAAUCUAAGAUAACUGCAAAUAUUUUCUUUGACAUUAUAGGAAUGAAAAUCUCAUCAAUAAAUCUGUCUAAAGAUAAGAAAUGUAUUCUGUGGUGGCACUACUCUUUCCUAGCCAUUUAGACCCAUGUUUAUCCUAAUAAACUCAAUCUCACAAUAAAGUUUCUGUGCAACAUUUUCUAAAUACCCAGGAUGAACUGAUAUUAUUAAUGGUGAGAAUCUUAUCUUCAAUUUAAGAGUGAUAAUUUAUGAUGACUCAAUACUUCCAGAUUAAAGUUACUAAAAUAAGUUUCCUCUGCCUACAUCCCACUCAAGUCUUAGUCCACACAUUGCUUUUAAGACUGAGACUAUCAGUAUUUUAGAAACAUAAGUCUGAACUGUAUCCAUGAAAGUAUCAACAUUAUUUCCAAUAUAAAUAAAAAUUAUACAUUAGAAUCAAGUUGUUGCUGUAUACCAUUGCCAGAAUACACACUUAUUCCCAUUUAUAAGCACCUUUCUGUUUUUUCCUGCCUAGAAUGAUAUAUGUUUUUCAAUUACCCUCCAUCCCAGAUGAAAAUUUUUUAUUAAAGCAUCUGUGAUAUCUUAAGGCCACAAUUACUCUUCCAGUGAUUAUUAACUUGCUCACUUAUUCUGAUAACUAAUGAUUAUAAUUAUUAUACUGCUUUCUCAUCAUUUGUGCGCAUGCCUCAUUUCCCUAUCACUGAAAGCUUACUAAAAGCACUGAACAUGUAGCUUUAUACUUUCAAAGUGCUUAGCACAAGAGUGAGCACAUGUGAACUGAAUAUACAAUAAAUAUUGCA